Molecule: messenger RNA, 1748 nt
Organism: Labeo rohita (rohu)
Lineage: Eukaryota; Metazoa; Chordata; Actinopteri; Cypriniformes; Cyprinidae
Product: phospholipid scramblase 1
Exons: 7
Coding region: 97-789 (230 amino acids)
Biological process (GO): plasma membrane phospholipid scrambling
Cellular component (GO): plasma membrane
Molecular function (GO): phospholipid scramblase activity
Source: RefSeq, a predicted model, not a curated record
AUACCAGCCAAUGGUAUGUGGUGUUUAAUAUGGGGCCGAGACUCUUAAGUCAACCCGUUAUACUCUUUAUCAUAAGAAGACGCAGAUAAGGCAACCAUGCAUCCUAUGAAUAUGUAUAUGGUUCCCAAUCAAGGAAUACCGGGUUGUCCACCGGGAUUAGAAUACCUGACACAGGUAGAUCAACUUCUUAUUAAACAGAAAGUUGAGCUUAUUGAAGCUUUGGCAGGCUUUGAGAGCAACAAUAAAUAUGAGAUCCGUAACUCCAUGGGUCAGAAUGUGUUUUACGCGGUGGAGGAGAACGACUGUCUCACCCGUCAGUGCUGCGGCCCGCUGCGAUCCUUCACCAUCCGUGUCCUUGAUAACUUCGGACAGGAAAUCAUCACAGUCAACCGUCCUCUGAAAUGCAUGUCCUGCUUCUUCCCAUGUUGUCUGCAAGAGUUGGAGGUCCAGGCUCCUCCAGGAAACACAGUGGGAUAUGUUGUACAGCAGUGGCACCCUUUCUUCCCCAAGUUCACAAUAGAGAAUGAGCAUCGAGAGGCGGUUCUCAAGCUCCAGGGCCCGUUCUGUGGCUGGAGCUGCCUGCCAGACGUGGACUUUGAGAUUCUGACCAUGGAUGAAGUCGGCAUCGGAAAGAUCAGCAAACAAUGGACAGGACUUCUUCGGGAGGCAUUCACGGAUUCCGACAACUUUGGGAUCCAGUUCCCCAUGGAUCUUGAUGUGCGAAUGAAGGCAGUGAUGAUCGGAGCCUGCUUUCUCAUUGACUUCAUGUUUUUUGAGACAAAUAACUAGUUGCUAUGCAGACGGUGUUUUAAUGUCCGGCUCUGUGGAAACGGGUGAAAAGAGAAGAUGUUUAACCUUGCACAUCAUACAUCUGUGAAAUCCAAUGGAAUGCAUGUGAAUAUCAAGCCAGCAGCGUAGAAGAACGAUGCUUUUAGAGACUGUGAAGUAGCUUCAGGUGUGUGAUAUAAUUGGUUGUACCGAUUGAAGUGUAUUUUCUUUUUUUUUUAAUUUCAUAUCUAUACAUAACAGAUUAAAAUAUAUGGCAUUUAAAGGAAUAGCUCAUCCCAAAAUAAUAAAGAAAUAAAAUGCCACUAUUCACUUCAAGCUCAUAUUACACAUUUUCCUCCACUGUCUUCCAUUUUCUAACAUGAAAGGAGCAAUUUAAAAGCAGGCAACUGUUUUAUUUACUUAUUUAUUUAUUUAUUUAUUUUUCUUUUUUUUCUUUUGGACAGCAGUCAAGCCCCAUAUCCCACACCCCAAGGCAAAGAAGAAAAAAAAAACACCAUAAAAUAAGCCAUAUGACAGAUUUAUGUGAAGAAGACACUGAAAUUUAAAUAGUGAACUAUUCCUUUAAGAGCUGUCAGUACUACUAUGCAUAUUAAAUUUUGCAGUACUACCUGCAAUGAAUGACCAAUAUACACAUUUACAACACAAAGUUAUAUUUUAUUGUGAAAUAGUAUUUUCAACACUUUUCAUUUUAUUAAUUCCCAAAAUAUAUUUUGCAUGCUAACAGAUGUUGCAAAGAGCUAAAAGUGGUCCAAAAAGAAGAAGAAAAAAAAGAACAAAGAAAAAAAAAAGUGUGUAGUAGUCAAUUUAUUGUGUGAUUUAUUUAGCUUGUAUAUUGUUUGUCUGAUUGAUUUGUAGUGUUGACAAUAAGCUUAUAAAAAUGGGAUUUUUUUUUUUUGUGAGCUUUUUUUAGUUUAUUUUUUGUAGUACUCAGUGUCUCCAGAAGAGGGCAAUGUUGAUCU